Haemorhous mexicanus (house finch) is the source of this 6247-nucleotide messenger RNA. RefSeq names its product eukaryotic translation initiation factor 4 gamma 3 (gene EIF4G3). NCBI's taxonomy places the organism in Eukaryota, Metazoa, Chordata, Aves, Passeriformes, Fringillidae. Gene Ontology annotation, molecular function: protein binding; mRNA binding; translation initiation factor activity. The transcript has 35 exons. Gene Ontology annotation, cellular component: eukaryotic translation initiation factor 4F complex. The record is from RefSeq and is a predicted model, not a curated record. The coding region runs from base 443 to 5386 and encodes 1647 amino acids.
GCAGAAGGCGGCUUUGAAACCCGGCGCGGCGGCGGCGGCGGGGACCGGCCCCGGGAGCGGGGCGGCGGCGGGGCCGCCUCCCCCCUCGGCUCCCCCUCACCCGGCGCCGGCGCCUCACCCCAACAUCAGGGCCUUGCCGCCACAGCCGCCCCAACAAAUCCCCCGAGGUCCUGUCCAGCAGCCCCUGGAGGAUCGGAUCUUCACUCCGACCGUCUCGGCUGUGUACAGCACUUUUAUCUCCACACAGGUAACACAAGUAGCAAGACAACCGGGUCCUCCUGCCCCAUCCCCUUACACUGCACAUGAAAUAAAUAAGGGACACCCAAAUCUUGCUGCAACGCCACCGGGACAUGCAUCGUCCCCUGGGCUCUCACAGGCUCCUUAUCCCUCAGGACAGAAUGCAGCUCCCACCACGCUGGUGUACCCUCAAGCCCCUCAAACAAUGAACACUCAGCCUCAGACCCGCUCGCCGUUUGCAGCGGGGCCUCGACCUGCCCAUCACCAGUUUUUUCAGAGGCCUCAGAUCCAGCCUCCAAGAGCCACCAUCCAGAACAGCAGCCCCUCCAUCCGUCCCGGAGCGCAGACCCCGACUGCCGUGUACCAAACCAACCAGCACAUCAUGAUGGUGAACCACCUGCCAAUGCCCUACCCGAUGCCUCAGGGCCCCCAGUACUGUAUCCCACAGUAUCGUCACAGUGGCCCCCCGUACGUCGGGCCACCGCAGCAAUAUCCUGUGCAGCCACCAGGACCAGGACCCUUCUACCCAGGCCCAGGUCCUGGAGAAUUCCCCAAUGCCUACGGAACACCCUUCUACCCCAGCCAGCCCGUGUACCAGUCUGCACCCAUCAUUGUGCCUACGCAGCAGCAGCAGCCGCCGCCUGCCAAGAGAGAGAAGAAAACGAUCCGAAUCCGGGAUCCAAACCAGGGAGGCAAAGACAUAACAGAAGAAAUCAUGUCUGGAGGGGGCAGCAGGAACCCCACCCCCCCCAUCGUCAGACCCACCUCCACCCCGACUCCACCUCAGCAGGUGCCCAGCCAGGUCCCCGAGCCCGUUCCCACGGCGUUGGGAGCCCUGGAGAGCUCCCACCCCUCCGGCAGCACCGCGGCCCCCGCCUCCAAACAAGAAGAGAAGCCAAAACCAGAUCCAGUAUUAAAACCACCUUCUCCAGUGCUCAGACCAGAACCUGCUGGGGAGAAGAAAGAUCAAGCUGGGCAGACGACCGAGGCCCCCCCCUCAGUGGAAACCCCAGCAGAAGUCCCUCGUGCUCCGUCGCCGGCCCCGGCCGCUCCGGUGGCCGCUGUCCCCGCGGCUGCCGCUGCUGUCCCCGCGUCCAGCAGAGCCCCGCCCGCGGCUGAGCCGGAGGACAAAUGUGAACUGGCCUUCCCCAGAGAGGAGGCGAUGCCCACCCCCAGUGCCACAGCCUGCCCGGAGCCAGCGGCCCCUCCUCCUGCGGAAGAGCCCGGUGCCGAGGCGUGCUCGGAGCCCAGCAGUGCAGUAGCAUCCCCCGGUGACGCGGUGGCGGUGCCGGCCGGGCCCGCUGUCACCAGCGACACGGGCAGCGCCGGGGCCGCGGCCGAGCCCGGGGCAGAGGCGGCCCAGGCGGAAACUGCAGAGUUGACUGUGGAGGUGGAGCCCAGCGAGGCCCCCCCAGCGGAGGUGGAGAGCGCUCCAUCACCUCCCAGUGCUCCUCUCGCUGCUCCCUCUCCUCCUCCCACCCCGCCACCCACCCCGCCGCCCCCGUCCCCUCCGCUUCCCGUCGCUGCUGUCACCACUACAACUCCUUCUCCACCUCCUCUCCCGUCUCCGAGUGCCCUCCCUGUUGUCCAGGGAGAUUUAGAAGGAGAGGAGAGCACAAGAACUACUCUUAGUGAAGAGGUAAAAGAUACUGAAAAGGAAGAGACAGAAGCAGAUGGGCAACUGGAGGAGAGCCAGGAGGCUCUGAGUGUGAACUCAAGCAAGAGUCCUGUCCCAGCCCAAACCGCUGUAACUGCACCAAAGACCUGGAAGAAACCAAAAGAGCGGACCCAAGCCACUGAGGAGGUGACAGAGGCAGAAACAGAGCCGAAGGAGGAGGAGGAACCUUCAGGGGACAAAGUACUUGAAUCCGACCAGGAGAAAAUGAGCCAUGGGCUUCAGGCAGAGAGGGAACCCUCAGAGCUCAAAGCAGUGAAAGGCGUGGAGGAGAACGGGGAGCAGGAGGCAGAGCCGGUGCGGAACGGCGCCGAGAGCGUCUCGGAGGGCGAGGGCACCGACGGCGCCUCCGGCUGCACGGAGAGCUCCGGGGAGGGGCCCGUGUACCAGUACAAACCAGAGCAGUGGAAGCCCCUGGACCCCGAGGGGAAGAAGCAAUACGACCGGGAGUUCCUGCUGGAUAUCCAGUUCAUGCCUGCCUGCAUCCAGAAGCCCGAGGGGCUGCCUCCCAUCAGCGACGUGGUGCUCGACAAGGUGAGAGGAGAGCCCAUAAAACAGGUCAGUCAGCCCAAACUGCCGCUGAGGACUCUGGACCCCCGGAUCCUGCCACGAGGCCCUGACUUCACACCAGCCUUUGCUGAUUUUGGGAGGCAAGCCCCCGGGGGAAGAAACGUGUCUGGAAGUGCCUGCAAAGUGCAGAGCACCCCUGGAUUGCCCUCCCUGGCUCGGUGCGGGCCCCCAUCAUGCCCUCUCUUGGUCUCGCCUCACCCACCAUUGAGGAACCUGCCGAUAGGGUUGUUGAAUGUUGGACCGAGGAGAUCUCAGCCAGGCCAGAGGAGGGAGCCCAGGAAGAUCAUCACUGUGUGUGUGAAGGAGGAUGUGCACCUGAAGAAGGCAGAGAACGCCUGGAAGCCGAGCCUGAAGAGGGAAAACCAAACUGAGGACCCGGAAAAUGUCAAAACCCAGGAGCUGUUCCGCAAGGUACGAAGCAUCUUGAACAAGCUGACACCCCAGAUGUUCAACCAGCUGAUGAAGCAGGUGACAGACCUGACGGUGGACACGGAGGAGAGGCUGAAGGGAGUCAUCGACCUGGUCUUCGAGAAGGCCAUCGAUGAGCCCAGCUUCUCCGUGGCCUACGCCAACAUGUGCCGCUGCCUGGUGACGCUGAAAGUGCCCAUGGCAGACAAACCUGGGAGCACAGUAAAUUUCCGUAAGUUGCUGUUAAAUCGCUGCCAGAAGGAAUUUGAAAAGGACAAGGCUGACGAUGAUGUCUUUGAAAAGAAGCAGAAAGAACUCGAAGCUGCCACCACUCCAGAGGAGAAGACACGGCUCCACGAUGAGCUGGAAGAGGCCAAGGACAAAGCCCGGCGGAGAUCCAUCGGGAACAUCAAAUUCAUCGGCGAGCUUUUCAAGCUGAAGAUGCUGACAGAGGCCAUCAUGCACGACUGCGUGGUGAAGCUGCUGAAAAACCACGACGAGGAGUCCCUCGAGUGCCUUUGCCGCCUGCUCACGACCAUUGGCAAGGACCUGGACUUUGAGAAGGCCAAGCCCCGCAUGGACCAGUAUUUUAAUCAGAUGGAGAAGAUUGUGAAAGAGAGGAAAACCUCCUCAAGGAUUCGGUUCAUGCUUCAGGAUGUAAUAGACCUAAGGCUGUGCAACUGGGUCUCACGGAGAGCAGACCAGGGCCCCAAGACCAUCGAGCAGAUUCAUAAAGAAGCCAAGAUUGAAGAGCAGGAAGAACAGAGGAAGGUGCAACAACUCAUGACCAAAGACAAGAGGAGACCGGGUGUCCCACGGGUCGACGAAGGCGGCUGGAACACUGUGCAGGGGGCAAAGAACAGCAGAGUGCUGGACCCCACCAAGUUCCUUAAAAUCACCAAGCCCACAAUAGAUGAGAAGAUUCAGCUUGUGCCUAAAGCCCAGUUGGGCAGCUGGGGGAAGGGCAGCAGUGGUGGAGCCAAGGCAAGCGAGAUGGACUCCUUGCGACCAAGUGCCACAAGUCUGAACAGAUUUUCUGCCCUGCAGCCUCCAGUGUCCCCAGUAUCUGCCUCAUCUGCAUCUUCAGAACUAGAAUCUCGCAGGGCCUUAACGAGUCGCGGGAGCACGGGCAGGGAGAAGAACGACAAACCUCUGCCACCUUCCCUGUCCCGGCCCAACACCUUCCUCCGGGGCAGCAGCAGCAAGGAGCUGCUGCUGGACAACCAGGCCCAGGAGGAGCAGCGCAGGGAGAUGCUGGAGACGGUGAAGCAGCUGACAGGAGCAAUGGAGAUGGACAGGAACAGCACCGAGGCCGAGAGGAACAAAGCCAAGGAACCUGCAGCCAAGCCAGAAGUUCCCCCAGCUCCAGUGCAAGAAAAGCCUUUACUAUCAGAAGAGGAAAUAGAGAGAAAAUGCAAAUCUAUCAUUGAUGAGUUCUUGCAUAUUAAUGAUUUUAAGGAGGCCAUGCAGUGUGUGGAGGAGCUGAGUGCCCAGAGCCUGCUGCCCGUGUUCGUGCGCGUGGCCGUGGAGUCCACGCUGGAGCGGAGCCAGAUCACCAGGGAUCACAUGGGGCAGCUCUUACAUCAGCUGGUGCACUCGGGAAAGCUGAGCAAGCAGGAGUUCUUCAAGGGUUUUUCUGAGACCCUGGAGAUGGCAGAUGACAUGGCCAUAGAUAUACCCCAUAUCUGGCUGUACCUGGCUGAGUUGGUGACCCCCAUGUUAAAAGAAGGAGGAAUCUCUAUGAGAGAACUUAUACAAGAAUUUAGCAAACCCUUGCUUCCUGUGGGAAGAGCCGGCGUCUUGCUUGCUGAAAUCUUGCACCUUCUAUGCAAACAAAUGAGCCAUAAGAAAGUGGGAGCCUUGUGGAGGGAGUCUGGCCUCAGUUGGAAGGACUACUUGCCCGAAGGGGAGGAUGUACAUACCUUUCUCAUGGAACAGAAGUUGGAGUUCACGGAGUCUGACUGUUCCAGUUCCUCAGAAGCACUUUCAGAGAAAGAACUGUCUGCAGAAGAGCUGAACAAGCAGCUGGAAAAACUCAUUGUUGAGGACAAGGCGAAUGAUGAACAAAUCUUUGAUUGGGUAGAGGCUAAUCUAGAUGAAAGCCAGAUGAGUUCACCUACAUUCCUUAGAGCUUUAAUGACAGCAGUUUGUAAAGCAGCUAUUAUAGCGGACUCUUCCAGCUUCCGAGUGGACACUGCUGUUAUCAAACAGAGAGUGCCCAUCUUACUCAAGUACCUGGACUCAGACACAGAGAAGGAACUACAAGCACUUUAUGCACUACAAGCAUCAAUAGUAAAACUUGAUCAACCUCCUAAUUUGUUGCGGAUGUUUUUUGAUUGCCUGUAUGACGAGGAGGUCAUUUCGGAGGAUGCCUUCUACAAGUGGGAAAGCAGCAAGGACCCAGCGGAGCAGAAUGGGAAAGGAGUAGCGCUAAAAUCUGUCACGGCGUUCUUCACGUGGCUACGGGAGGCCGAAGAGGAGUCAGAGGAUAAUUAAAACUUAAAAUACAGAUUUAAAACAAACAAACAAAAAAGAAACAAUUUAAGUAUUUUUUUAAAAAGUUUCACGUCUUCGCCAAUCACAGUGCAGCAAGGCCAAUUCUCUCUCGCAGACCCCCCUUGCCCCACACACGCACGAGUGGGAGAGGUAAAACUCGAUAAACACCGAGGUGAUCAUGGAGGCAAAAAGGUACUUGAAAACAAACCCACAAAAGUAAACUUCAAACCUGAGGGCGGGAGCACUAAACCAAAAUACAUGUAUUAUUUAUAGAAAAUAUUUUCUGUUUUAAUCUUUUUCUUUUCUUUUUAAACAAGGACUCAUACUUAGGAAAAAACACAGCAAAACAAAUCUGUUUAGCAAAAACAAGUUGAAAACUUUUAAUUUAUUAUUUUAAGGACUGCAAAUGCCAGUGUAAUUUUUAAAUUUGCAGUUUCUGUAAACAAAUUGUAUAAUAGAACAAAAGCAAAGAAAUAAAUUUCCCUCCCCUUCAUACGCACCUCAGUUUUGUUUCAAAGCAUGAUAAAUCAACAAAACUUUGAAGGGGGUUGGGGUGAGCUAGAUGAGGACAAGAUCAAUUUUUUUUUAUUGUCAUCAGAUUUUUCUGCCUGCCUCUCAGCUUGCUUCAGAAAUUAAAAAAGAAAAUAGUAAUCAAACCAUACAUAACCUUGGAUUGGAAGAAAAAUGCAUUUGAGAAAACCGCUGCGGACCAGAGUGCUCCGAAAAUAACUCAUUGAAAACCGUGCUACCCCGGGGAAAAAAGUACUAGUGAUACUUUGAGAACCUUUAGAGCAACUUUAAGGCUUGUAAAUACAUAGAACAAAUAUUUAAAAAAAAAAAAAACAAAAAAAAAGAAAGAAA